GCCUUCGUCAGUCCGCGAGUUCAAUCCUACAUUAUUUUAACGCGCAGUCUUAAGCGGACAUCCGAAGAGGACACACGUAUUUAUUAUUGUAUUGUUUUUUUAUUGUUCAGAGUACAAUAACUUUUAGUGCAUUCGGCAGUUUCGUAAAAAGUGCGGGACGGAAAUAUUAUUUGAAAAAUGAAUCACUCGUUGGAAGAAUCACCUCUGAUUCAGACGAACUUGACCAAAGAGAAGAUGGAGAAGUGGGUGGAAGCCCAGGUCAAGGGGGAGAAGAUAGAGAUUGACGUGUACGGGAAGCCGUCAGAGCAGCAACUGAAGGACUUGGAGAACAUCAGGAAUUUAAGCAAGGAGCUACAGGAUAAUUUACAUGAACUAGAAAACUCAGUUCGCAUUGCCGACGUGGAAAACCAGGCUAUGAACCCCACAGCACCAAUCCUGGACUAUUCGGAAGACCACGAGUUUGUAUCAGCCAACCAGCUGGACAACUGCUACGGUGAAGAAGACAAGAUUGACGCCAGGGAGGAGGAGAAGCGACGAUUGACGAAGGGUAAAGGAGCUAAGACUGAAAUCCAGAAAUUUUACAAGGAUCAGUGUGUGUUUUUGACGGGAGGCACUGGGUUUCUGGGGAAAGUGUGUAUAGAAAAGCUGCUCAGAUCAUGCUGCGAUAUUGACACGAUUUACGUUCUGGUGAGAAGCAAGAAAGGGAAGGACGCCAGGGCGCGUCUACACGAACUUCUUGAUGAUUUUCUUUUCCACCGUGCUCACGAGGAGAACCCUAAAGGUAUCCACAAAGUGGUCCCGAUCGUUGGAGAUAUGGAACUGCCUGGAUUAGGGAUCAGCAAUGAAGACAGAAAAACCCUUAUUAGCAAGGUAUCAAUAAUAAUUAAUGCAGCAGCUACAGUGAAGUUUGAUGAGAAGCUGUCCAUAUCGACCGGGAUCAACGUUAAGGGGACCAAGGAAGUGCUGCGAUUGGCCAAAGAGUGCAAGAACUUAAGAGCAAUCACCCACGUGUCGACUGCGUUCUCUAACACACACGUGCCUUAUAUAGAGGAGAAAUUCUACGAACCUCCACUAACUGUGGAAGCCUUAGAGGCGGUGUCAGAGUUGGAUGAAUCGCUUAUUGAAGAAAUUUUACCCAAACUGCUAGGCAAGCGUCCCAACACGUAUUGUUUUACGAAGGCGGUCGCUGAGGAGGCUGUGAGGAAAUACGGAGAAGGUCUACCUAUAUGCAUCGUCAGGCCAUCGAUAGUGGUGUCGACAUACGAAGAGCCCGUUAGGGGUUGGACAGACAGCGUUUAUGGGCCGACGGGCAUCGUCAUUGGAAUCGGAACGGGGGUUCUUCGAACAAUGUACAUGAAUCUAGACAAAGUAGCCGACAUGGUGCCUGUGGAUAUGUGCGUCAACGCCAUCUUAGCUUCAGCGUGGCACACCGCUAAAAACUUCAAGGAAAACCAAACUUCGCACAUACCUAUCUACAACUACGUAUCUGGUGCUCAGAACCCAAUCAAAUGGGGGGAUUUUAUUGAGAUCAACAGGAAAAAUGGUAUCAACAAACCCACUACUAAGGCGGUCUGGUAUUAUGGACUAAAUCCUACAAACAAUUAUUACAUGUUCCUAUUCUACAAUUUCUUCCUGCAUUACCUGCCCGCUCUGUUCAUAGACUCUUAUUGCGCACUCACUGGAAGACGGCAGGCGAUGCUGUCACUGUAUACUAAAGUGAUGAAGCUAACGAACAUCCUCUUCUACUUCUCGACGCAAGACUGGCGGUUUUCUGAUAGAGGAGUCAGGGGGAUGUGGUCGUCACUUUCGGAGCAGGACCGUGCUGUCUUUCCCUUCAAUAUUGGAGAUAUGUCUUGGGAUUACAUGUGUGAAACGUUCUUAUUGGGUUUGAGGGUGUAUUUAUUGAAGGACAACCUGAAUACCUUACCGGAAGCCAGAAGAAAAUGGAACAGACUCUUCAUUCUUCAUCAGAUCCUGAAACUGGUUACAUUCUCCCUGGUCGCCUACUUAGGUUACUUAUUACUCAAAACCUUAACAACUUUAAUACUGGGAUGAGAAUAUUUGUAAAUGAAACAUAGAAUAAGCAGAAUAGAAUAAGAUUUUAGGCACAUUUAACUUCUCUCGUGUGGGUUGUGAUUGCAAGUUCAAUGACCAACCUCAUCAACCCUGGUGUCAGGUUACUAUUGAACCCCUGACAUGGCUCGUGUAACGACUACUUACUUAAGUACUAAAUAGUAGCCGAGAUCGACUGCUUAAUGUGCCCUGGGACAUCUUACUUUUGGACAAUCGGGUGAUCAGCCUGCAAUG
Pectinophora gossypiella (pink bollworm) is the source of this 2307-nucleotide messenger RNA. Its product is annotated as fatty acyl-CoA reductase wat-like. The coding region runs from base 178 to 2055 and encodes 625 amino acids. Lineage: Eukaryota; Metazoa; Arthropoda; Insecta; Lepidoptera; Gelechiidae. Gene Ontology annotation, cellular component: peroxisome. The record is from RefSeq and is a predicted model, not a curated record. The transcript is spliced from 15 exons. Gene Ontology annotation, molecular function: alcohol-forming very long-chain fatty acyl-CoA reductase (NADP+) activity. Gene Ontology annotation, biological process: long-chain fatty-acyl-CoA metabolic process.